AUGAUCAAAAUGAGGCAGAGGUAUCCGAAGCCAACACAUUUAGCCUUUCUGGACUUCAAAGUGGCUUUCGACUCUUCUCAACGAAACCAUCUUCUCGACGCGCUUCGCGCCGAUAGAGUACCGGGAAAGUUUCUUCUGUUACUUGAUAACAUGAAUCAGGGAACAACUACUGCAGUUCGAACACCAUUCAGAUGUACAACACCACUUCAGGUGGUAACUGGAGUAAGACAAAGGGCAGUGACAGGAUUCUUCCUGUUCAAUUCCGCCAUCGACGACAUCGAAGAACAGUAA
Messenger RNA from Necator americanus (New World hookworm), 291 nucleotides. RefSeq lists its product as uncharacterized. NCBI's taxonomy places the organism in Eukaryota, Metazoa, Nematoda, Chromadorea, Rhabditida, Ancylostomatidae. The coding region runs from base 1 to 291 and encodes 96 amino acids. The record is from RefSeq and is a predicted model, not a curated record. The transcript has a single exon.